Dictyostelium discoideum AX4 is the source of this 2802-nucleotide messenger RNA. RefSeq lists its product as hypothetical. Gene Ontology annotation, molecular function: metal ion binding. The record is from RefSeq and is a predicted model, not a curated record. The transcript is spliced from 2 exons. NCBI's taxonomy places the organism in Eukaryota, Evosea, Eumycetozoa, Dictyosteliales, Dictyosteliaceae. Bases 1 to 2802 code for a protein of 933 amino acids.
AUGAUAACAACAUCAACUACACCAACUACAAUUACAUCAUUACCACCAUCAACUACAACAAACACUACAACAAACAAUAUUAAUUCAUCAUCCAUUGUUGGUAUUUGUAGAUCAUAUUCAAAAAAUGGUGUUUGUUUAAUCGAUGGAUGUAUGUACAGUCAUCCGCCAUACAUUAAACAACAUAAUCAACAAUCAUACCAACCAAAAUCAAACAACACUUUAUUAUUACCAUCAUCUCAAAAAAACAAUGAAAUAUCACCAGCAUCAUCUUGGGAGGAAGCUGGUAACUAUCAUCACAUCGUUUCAACUCCAGAUUCAUUUUAUAAAUCAAACCAAAAUUCAAUAGGAUCAAUUCCACCACCACCACAACAACAAGCUCAACAACAGGUUCAACAACAACAACAACAACAACAAAAUUAUCCAAGGGUAGCACAUUUUCUUUACCCACCAAAUUCACCAAACCAACCAACCCAUUUAAUGAGUGGACCACAGCCUCAAUUUAUUUUAUCUUAUCAAAUACCACAACAACCACCACAAACACAACCACCACCACCAAACCAUAAUAUAGCAAUAAUAAAUAGUAACAACCCCAACAAUAGUAAUAUAAAUAAUAGUAAUAUAUUAAUAAAUGGAGCAAUAACUACACCAAAUGGAACUCAUAGAAAAAUUUGUAAAUUUGUAACACGUUGUAAAUAUGGAGAUGAAAAAUGCCCAUUCUAUCAUCCAAAACCAGGUGAUCCAUUUUAUUCCCAAAUCAUUAAUAAUAGUAUCAAUAGUAAUAGUAGUAGUAAUAAUAGUAGUAGUAGUAAUAGUAAUAAUAGUAAUAGCGGCAAUAGUAGUGUUUUAGUUCAAGAUGUGAUGCCAUUACCACAUCACUCAUAUCCAACAUAUCCACCACAAAAUAUUUAUACAACUUCACCACCACCACCACCUCCACAACACAUUCCAUACUUUUAUAAUAAUAACAGACAACAACCCUCACCACCAUUCAGUCCACCAUCACCACCACAACAUAGCGAAUAUAGUUUAAAUCAUCAUUACCAACCACAACCACCACCACAACCACCACAACUUCACCAUCAUCAUCAUCAACCACAAAUUUAUCAACCUCAAGUUCAUCAUCAUCAACCAAAUCACCAUCAUCAUCAACCACAACCACCUCAAAUUCACCACCAUCACCAUCAACCACCACCAACUCAUCAUCAUCACCAUCAACUACCAACUCACCAUCAUCAACAUCAUCAACAAAUUCAACAACAACAACAACAACACCAUCAUCAUCACCAUCAACAACAACAACAACAACAACAACAACAACAACAACAACAACAACAACAACAACAACAAGUCCAACAACAACAACACCAUCAAUCACAUCAUCAUCAACAUCAUCAUCAUCAACAUCAACAACAUAUUCAACCAAAUCAAAAUAUUGAAAUGGUAAAACCAAAUUACAUUUCAAUUUCACCAGAGGAAUUGAUUCAUUCAUUAUCAUUCUCAACCUCUUCAACAUCAUCAUUAUCAGAUCAACUUCUUUCAGAUGAUUCAUCAAAGAUUUGUUCAUCAUCUGUAUCAUCAUCACUCCCAUCACCAUCAUCUACCUUAUCAACACCAUCACCACCAACUACUCCAAAUUCAACUUCAGCUGACCCUGUCUCUUUAUAUAUUGAUCAAAACUCUCAAUCAAAUAACAAUGAGAAAACAUUUGCAACAAAUACUAAUACCACCACAACAACUGCAACACCAACAGAAGUUAAGCCACUCCAAAAUAUUACAGAAGAGAAAUCAAAUCAAUCUGUUAAUACUAUCUCUAUAAAUGAAAAACCAAAGGAUCAACAAGAGUUUAAAAAACACAAUAAUAAUAAUAAUAAUGGUAAUAAUAAUGGUAAUAGUGGUAACAAAUAUAAUCGUGGCAACAGUGGUAAUAAUAUUUUACAAUCAAAUACAAACUCUAGUACUCCAGACAGAAGACGUAAAAUGAAUAAUACAUCUGAUAAUAAUAGUAAUAAUAGUGGAAUUAAUGGUUAUAAUAAUAAUAAUAAUAAUAAUAAUAAUAAUAAUAAUAAUAAUAAUAAUAAUAAUAAUAAUGGCAAUGGGAAUACUAACUACAAAAGACAACCAUUUAAUACUGACAAGAGACCAGUAUCUGAUAGAAGAGGAGACAAUAACAAUAAUAGUAAUAAUAACAACAGAAGACCACAAAGAUCAAACGAUUCCACUUUUAAUAAUAAUAGUAAUAAUAAUAAUAACAACAAUAAUACAGCACCAACCACCAACACAACAGUUAUAACACCAACACCAACUACUCAACCACAAACUCUAACAUCAUCACCACCACCAGCAACAACAACAACAACAACAAUAACAACAACAGCAAUCCAAACACCUAUCAUUUCAACACCACCACCAACUACAACUACACAACCACAAACCUUAACACCACCAACUCCCCAACCAAAUACUACAACUUCAUCAAGCGCACAAUCACCAAAUCCAUCACCAAGUAAAUCAUAUAAUAAUAGCAACAAUGGAUCACCAUCAUCUGGUUACAAAGGUAAAAAAAAAAUUAAUACUGUAAAUGGAUCCCCAACAAUUAAUCGUAGCAAUGGAGCACCACAAAAUAAUAAUAAUAAUAAUAAUAAUAAUAAUAAUAAUAAUAAUAAUAAUAAUAAUAAUAAUAAUAAUAAUAAUAAUAAUAAUAAUAAUAAUAAUAAUAAUAAUAAUACUAAUAAUAAUAAUAAUAAUACAAUCAAGCAUCAAUCACGUGGCCAACAAUCCCCAUCUCCACCAAAAAAAAUUUAA